Notolabrus celidotus (New Zealand spotty) is the source of this 3034-nucleotide messenger RNA. It is a transcript of the gene tbc1d24, whose product is annotated as TBC1 domain family, member 24. Bases 252 to 1967 code for a protein of 571 amino acids. The record is from RefSeq and is a predicted model, not a curated record. The transcript has 8 exons. Lineage: Eukaryota; Metazoa; Chordata; Actinopteri; Labriformes; Labridae.
CCCUCUGCAGCUCCAGAAGCAGCACGCUCGCAGAUGCGGACACUGACCGGGGUUGCAACAACUGCGCAUGCUCGAGGCAACUUCAUAUGAAUUCCGCUUCACGUCUCAAGACAUCUCCCACACAGUGACAGCCAUGGGCAGCUAAUAAAAAUUGACCAGUUUUCUGCUGUGUCGCGGACAGAAGGUUAGUAAUAUCCCGGAGAGUCCCUUUUCUCUUCCCGCUCAGACAGACCAGCAAGUUUCCAGCAACCAUGGCGGAGGAAGACUAUGGCAGCUUCGUGGACUGGAACCAGAUGGGGGAUCUGGCCAAGAGCAGUGGGCCCACCAAAGUAGACUGCAAAGACCUGAAAGAGUUCAAACAGAUGGCACGGCAGGGCUACUGGGCCAAAAACCACAAACUACGGGCACAGGUCUACCAGCAGCUCAUCAAAGCCAUUCCAUGCCGUACAGUCACCCCAGACGCAGAGGUGUACCGUGACAUUAUGGGAAACGCAGCCACUAAGAAGCCCUCCUCCAACAUCCCACUCCCAGAUUUUGUGGAUGAUAACCCGGUGCCGCGGUACUGUCUGAAGGCGGAUGGAUUAGCUUCAGCACACCGGAUCAUAAACUGCCUGGCUGGUCAGUUUCCAGACAUCUCCCACUGCCCCUCACUGCCUGCUGUUACAUCAUUGCUCCUGCACUUCAGCAAAGAUGAAGCUCAGUGUUUCGAGCACAUCAGCCGGAUGCUGGCCUGCAACGAGCCAGGCAAACGCUUGCUGGACCAGACUUUCCUGGCAUAUGAGUCUGGCUGCAUGACUUUUGGAGACUUGGCCAUCAAGUAUAGCGCAGCCUCUCACAAACUCAUCGUCGCCACUUCCCAGGAUGUGAUGGAGGUCUACUCCGACUGGCAGCGCUGGGUGCUGGGUGACCUGCCUUUCAGCCAUGUUGUCCGGGUCUUAGAUGUGUACCUCGUGGAGGGCUACAAGAUUCUCUUCCGCGUUGCUAUCGCCUUGCUCAAGUUCUAUCGUAAAAGUAAAGCGGGGGGCCAGGGAGGUCAAGCUAACCAGCAGCAGCAGGAAUCAAGCAAAGUAAGAGCAGACAUUCAAGCGUUUGUGAAAGGCAUUGCCUCCACCGUCACACCUGACAAGCUGCUUGAGAAGGCCUUCUCCAUCCGUCUGUUCAGCCGUAAGGAGAUCACUCUGCUGCAGCUCACUAAUGAGAAGUCCCUGCAGCAGAAAGGAAUUACGGUCAAACAGAAGAGCUCUAGGAGGAACGUCCAGCUGGCUCUUAACCCCGACACCUUUUCCUCAGAGAUAGUCAGUGCCAAGGAGAUGCGGGACAUCUGGUCUUGGAUCCCUGAGCGCUUCGCCCUGUGCCAACCACAACUCCUCUUCACAACAUCCACCCAUGGGUGCAGCCUGAACAGAUUCUACUCGCAUUGUGAAGGCUAUGAGCCAACUCUGCUCCUCAUCAGGACAACCGAUGGAGAUGUAUGUGGAGCCUUCCUGUCCACAGAUUGGGAGGAACGAAAGAGAGGAGGAAACAAACUGAGCUUCUUUGGCACAGGGGAGUGUUUUGUCUUCAGGCUAAAGCCAGAGAUGGAACGUUAUGAGUGGGUGGUGAUCCGUCACCCUGAGUUAGCCUCCGCCAUAAAGACUCAGGACCCAGAAGACGGGGCCGCCUCUGAAGUCCAAACCUCCGACAACAACGGCCUGGCACAGCCAGAGAAACCUGUUGGAGACUUGUCGCCUUUCCUCUCCGCCCGCCACUUCAACCUCAACUCCAAGAACACUUCAAUGUUCAUGGCAGGCAACUUUGACUCCAUUAUUAUCGGUGGAGGAGAAGGCAACGCCCUCUACAUCGACGCCGAGCUCAACCACGGGCGCGCUGGCCGAUGCACCACCUUCGACAACCCACCGCUGUGUGCUGAGAACUUCCAGGUUUCACUGUUAGAAUCGUGGGGCUUUGAGGAUGCCAUGUCUAAAUAACACUGUUCCCAUAAACACACACUACAUAGACACUGCAUACAUGAUGACCCAUGCAGACACUUAUUUAAAGAGAUAAACAUGAUAGAAAAUGUCCAGAUAAGUGUUACAGUAAAAAGAGAAAUGCAAACAAAACAGCAUCCGUCCUAAAGAAUCCCUUAUAUAAUCACCUUUUUUAUUUAUUAAAGCACUUAAUUACAACAUGUGAAUAAAAAUGUGAUUAUUUCUGUUUAUUUUUGUAUUUACAGAUUUGUUAUUAUGGUGUACUAAUGAUGUGAAGUGUCUAGUAAUUUGAAGGUGAAGCAUUCAGGAUUAAAGAAAAAGCCGAUUUAGAGGGUUUUCACUUCGGCUGUGAUGUGUUCGUGUUCAUGCUGGACUGAGAAGCUCAAAUAUCUGAAUGUAAAUUCAGUCUUUAAUGUUCUUUGAUUCAGAUAAAUCUGCCAAAUAUACCGUACAGGUAGCCCUGCAGUCUGUUAAAGCAUUGUUAUGAAGCUGGCUAUGUUGUUGAGUGGGUUCAGAGGUUUAAAGGUGAGAUGGGUUUUAAAUGUUUGGUAUACAUUUAAGACAUGGUGAAGUCAAAACCAGCUCAGAUUAACUCUUUUCCCAGUUUCACACCCAUUUUUCUUUGGCUGUUCAUAUGUGGAGGAUCUGCUUAAUUAAUAACUGUGGUAGGUUGUGUGAGUACCAGUGGUGAAGUUGAGUGUUGCCAUUUUGCACUACAUGUUAAAGCUUUCUUUUGAACCUGUGGCAGUCUACUUUCUAUGGAUUCAUGUGAAUAGUGCAAACUUUGAAAACAAAAACUUGAGAUGUUUUUGAUUUACAACUAAAGGAUACAAGUGCAGUCUGUUCCUACUCUUCUUUUUCUUAUUAUUUCCCUGUUACUUCCGUCCACCCAGUGUGAAGAUAGCAACAAAAGAAGUCCAAACUUGUGCCCUGAUUGCAAAGUGUUGUUGGGGGUUUUUCUCCCUGUUUGUAUGUACUGUGUAUGUUCAAAUGUGCUCCAGUGAAAUAUCUGUUGAGUAACAAAAAAUGUACUUAACAUGUGAAAAUACAGAAGCAUACUUUCAUCA